UAAAAUUGACAAUAUCAUUGUGAGGAGCGCACUAAAAAAGGGGCGACGGUCCGCUACGCUGAAGUAAAGGGAUGUCUACAGUGGGAGAGGAAGAAGAAGAAGGGGGAGGGUACCACUUUGUCACAGGCUGCUAUGUAGAUUAACCUUUCAAUUAGUUGUUAUCAGGUCCUCUCCAUGUCUCGGCGAGAGCUUUCCAGCCUUCGCUUUUAACACGUCCAAAAAAAAAAAAAAAAAAAAAAAAAAAAAAAAAAUCCCACGAAAUUGCUCGGAUACGUCGCUUCGCAUUUUACCCCAUUCGACGUGAUAAAGAAGAGGAGUACCCGAAAGAGAGGGGGGAAAACUUGAAGAGAUUUGAUCUCGGAUUUUAAUACAGACCUAUUCCAGGUCAUGUGAUACCUACACCAGUGUGGAAUUUACUCGUGCCAACUUUUCCUCAAGCUCACCCUUGGAACCUGAGGACAUAUUUCUGGAUGCUUUUGUGGAACCUAACUUCCUGACCUUUUACCUAAGGAUGUGGAUGUACCUCGCUUUCGGCUGCAGAAAGAGGGAAUCUUUAUGGAUCACGUUUCUGUGAGGCUUAUUGUUCAACCAUGGUAAAACUUGCAAACCCUCUCUACACGGAGUGGAUUCUCGAAGCAAUACAGAAAAUUAAGAGGCAAAAGCAGAGGCCUUCUGAGGAGCGAAUUUGUCAUGCGGUGUCCACGUUGCAUGGACUGGACAAGAAGAUCGUCCUUGAGCAGUUGGAAUUAAGUGUUCAUGAUGGCUCUGUCCUUAAGGUUACAAAUAAAGGAAGCGCCUCCUACAAGGACCCAGGAAACCCUGGAAGAAUCGGAUCAAUAUUGCCUGCAAAUGCACCUUUGCCGUCAAAGGAAUCUAUAUGGAAUUCAAGUGAUCUGCGCCAUAUCGAUUGGAAUAAAAUACUCAGGAGGGCCAUCGAGGGUCUGGAUGAUACCCAUGGCUCCUCACUUAAGAACAUUGAGCGAUAUCUGAGGAAUCAGGACGAUCUGUCAGAAGUUGUUGAUAAUUCCGCUUUCCGUCAGAGGUUGCGGCUAGCCGCUAAGCGGUCAGUCAACAAUGGCAGGCUGUUAAAAAACGGCCCUCGGUAUAAACUCAGCCAUGGCAGCAUGGAGGGAAGGAACCCCAGGUGUCCAAGUGCUUCCCCCUUGGUCCUGUCAUCAGUGACACUCCUCCCUCAUGAGCGCGAGCAGCUCCGGGUCGACCCCAUCCCAAUAUGCAGUUUCUGUCUCGGGACAAAGGAGUCAAAUCGGGACAAGCGGCCGGAAGAGCUGCUGUCCUGUGCAGACUGUGGAAGCAGUGGGCAUCCAUCAUGUCUAAAGUUCUCCCCUGAGCUGACCUCAAAUGUAAAGAGAUUACGGUGGCAGUGCAUUGAAUGCAAAACCUGCAGCUCCUGUCGAAUACAGGGGAAAAAUGCUGACGAGAUGCUUUUCUGCGAUUCGUGCGAUCGGGGCUUUCACAUGGAAUGCUGCGAUCCGCCACUUUCAAGAAUGCCAAAAGGAACCUGGAUCUGCCAAGUGUGCAGGCCGAAGGAGAACGGCAAAAAGCUGCUGCACAGGAAGGCUGACGAGAUCAAACGCCGAUAUGCAAAGCCGAUUGGACGACCGAAAAAUAAGCUCAAACAAAGAAUGUCUGUAACCAGUGGUGAUGGCUCCAUGGUAGCACUUGGAGGAAGGGGGUCACCUGGUAGGGGUCAAAAGAUUACCGUCUGUUCCACACCUUCAUCUGGUCAUGCUGCAUCUGUGAAGGACGCCAGAGACAGAUUGACUGUCGCAGAGCCUUGUUGUGCGGUCAACGCCUCCCAAUUCACCCCCUCCCCUCCCACAACCACCACUCCCUCCCUCACGCCCACCUCCACCCCAGCCACACUCACUGUUAACAAGAAAACCAAAGGGCUUAUUGAUGGGCUUUCCAAAUUCUUUACUCCUUCCCCUGUGGGCCGUCGCACGCGAGCCGUAGCCAUAGAGUUGAGCUCUAGAAACAAGGGCACGCCCAAGCUGUCCCAGCGUCCAGAACCGUUCGCCUUUGCUGCUGAUGCCCCUCAUAAGAUAACCCCGACAUCCUCUGCACUUCCUGCCACUUCCACGUCAUCAGGACUUAGCUCCCCCCCGCAGGUGUCCAGCAGCUCCACCUCGGCGAACUCGCCUCAGAGCUCUUCCAGCCAGUCUAGUGUUCCUUCCCUGGGUAGUCUCUGCAGUAGCAGCCAACUGAAGGGACUCUUUGAUGGACUCUCUCAUAUUUACACGACUCAGGGACAGUCGCGGAAAAAGAGACUACCGUGCUACGCACCACCUAAGCGCAGGCCCUAUAAGCAGGACUUGUCCCAGUGCCUUGGAAAGAACGAGUUUAGCAAAAAUAGGUUCCACUCCACCUCGGCAGGGUCUGGCCGACUCAGAGGACCCUCUUUUAAGAUGGUCAGUCAUUUCAAAUGCAACCCUUUCCUUAAAAAUCACAGGACACUAGGCAGACUGAAGUAUAGAGUGAGAGCUCACAACGGAGCCACCUCACCAGAAAAGGGAGACUUGACAGAUGGAAGAAUUAAGCCUGAGAAUAAUCAUGGCCACCUCAGCAAGCUGCAUGUGAAGCAGGAGGCCCAAGCGGACUUGGCGGCCAUGUCCAGAGAUCACGUCUCGGAGGAAGACAUUGAGAAUUUCACUCGUGUCCAGGAACUUGCUGCUCAGAAAACUGGCUCUCUAACGAACACAGACUUCGUCCGGCGUCCCGCUGUCAUAGAAUUCGGGAAGUACGAGAUCCAGACCUGGUACUCGUCACCGUACCCUCCUGAAUAUUCAAGAUUACAAAAGCUUUAUCUGUGUGAGUUCUGCCUGAAGUAUAUGAGAAGCAAAAACAUUCUCCAGAGACACACAAAGAAGUGCGGGUGGUUUCACCCUCCCGCCACCGAAAUCUACAGAAAGGACAACCUUUCCGUGUUUGAGGUUGAUGGAAAUGUCAGCAAACUCUUCUGCCAAAACCUCUGCCUGUUAGCCAAGCUUUUCCUGGAUCACAAGACCUUGUAUUAUGAUGUGGAGCCUUUCCUCUUCUACAUACUUACGAAGAAUGAUGAGAAAGGCUGUCAUCUUGUGGGCUAUUUCUCCAAGGAAAAGCUUUGCCAGCAGAAGUACAAUGUCUCCUGCAUAAUGAUUAUGCCUCAGUACCAAAGGCAAGGAUUUGGAAGGUUCCUCAUUGAUUUCAGUUACCUCCUCACCAGACAAGAAGGACAAGCUGGCUCCCCAGAGAAGCCGCUGUCAGAACUGGGUCGCUUAUCCUACCUGGCAUAUUGGAAAAGUGUCAUGCUGGAGCACCUUUAUAAGCACCCAGAUAAACACAUCAGCGUUAAAGGAAUCAGCAGGGCCACUGGGAUGUGUCCACAUGACAUCGCCGCCACUCUCCAGCAGCUUGGCAUGAUUGACAGACGGGACGGCAGGACUGUGUUGGUCAGAAGAGAGAGGCUGAUUCAGAGGCACAUGGAGAGGCUGAGGGCUAACCCGCGCAAGAAUGAGGUGGACCCGGACUCCCUGCGCUGGACUCCCUCCACCACUCUGAACGCUGUCCUGUCUGAGGAAGAAAGGGAGGCAGAGAUGGAUGCCGAGCGGCUGAAGGAGCAGGCCAGCUGCUGGGAGAAGGAGGAGAGGGAGGGCUACAUGAUGACUCAUGGAAGCAGGCAACCUCUCACCAAGGUCCACUGCAAGAUUCCCUACAGGACCUACGAGCGCCGGCCGGCCCCUCCGUGGUCCAGGCGUGUCCAGCGACCAGAGGUUGUGAGCGACGCUGACGACGACUCCGAUGGCUCACCACCCAUCCUGACAAAAGCUCACGAAUUGCUUUCACCCAAGAGAAAGAGCUCAGUGGUUCUUAAGAAGCGAGGGCGUAAAAGGAAGCGAAUCAACAGCAGCGUAACGACAGAAACAAUCUCUGAGACGACCGAGGUUUUGAACGAACCAUUUGACAACUCGGAGGAUGAGCGUCCAAUGCCCCGGUUGGAGCACACCUCCAGGAUGAGAGAGAUGGAGGAUGACGAAGACGAUGAUGAUGAGGAGGAGGAAGAGAUGCAAAAGUACAAGAUAUCAGCUUUACCAUUGAAACGGCGAAGAGGCCGUCCAAGGCUAGAAAAAAAUACACGCAAAGACAAUCUUGAGCGCUGGAAUGAAGGACCUGAACUGGUUUCAAAGAGAUCCAGCAGACCCCGUCCAGUGAAACGGAAGAAAGGCUGGCCCAAGGGGGUCAAACGCGGUCCUCCUAAAUGGAGGCUCAAGAACAGCUUCAAGCUGAAUCUCUACACGCCACCGGAAACACCCAUGGAGGCAGAGCAGCACCACAUUCGCACUGAGGAAACAAAACACAUACCGGACCAGGAGUCAUUCAGCGGCGACGAGGACACAAAAGCAGGAGGAUCCUUGGACAGUCCAGAUUUAAUGCAGGAGCGGCUCCACUCAGAGCCCCCAAGUCCUGCUGAUCAUGGCUCCCAGACUUCAAGCUCCCCUGAAGGGUCACCAGUUGCUUCGCCAGCGUGUUCACCUGCUCUUUCUGUUGAGGCUCCCUCCCCGCAGCCUGAGGACAGAACUGACUCACCGGAACCGCCAGGGGAUGACAAGCAGGAUAGCGGUCAUGAUCCUGACUCUCCAGCCAAAGACAUGGAGGACAGUUCUGAGAGGGCUGCAUCGCCAGAGAACAGCAACGAAGAAAGUUACGAGGAGGAGCAGAGAGCUCGGAUAGAGGAUCAGAAUGCUGAUGAUGAAGAUGAACGUCACAGCAAGAAGGAGGCGCCUGAGGGCGGCACAGAAGAAUCAGAGCAAAGUUCGAAAGACGCACCAAAUGUCACUCAGGCUUUUUUAGAUACAAAAGAAGAUGACAGCUCUGAACUAAGUCAGCAGGUCUCCAAAGAAUCCUGCAAUGAAGAGGUACUGGUUAGUGCUGGAGAAAAACUACAGGAUGCAACGCCAGAAACUAUGGCAGAAACUUCACCUCCUGCAGCAGUAGCGGUCGCUUCCAUAGCUCCACCAGACUCUGAUAACCCAGCAGACUCUGAAUCUGAGGAGGAAAGCGCACCCAGCCCUGGUCCAAACCACCCACCUCUUCCACCCUUAGGAAGGUCCGCGCUCAGCCCCGUGCUGAGAGAGAAUCCCCCCGUCUGCACAGAGUUUGACUCAGAGACGGUCCAAGCUGUUCAGUCGCUGACGCAGGAAAGCGAGGGAGAGACGGUGUUCCAGGACUGCGCCGAGAGCCAAGAACCCUGCAGGAAUCUGCAGACCUACGCCCACGUGGCGCAAAGCCCUCAGCUCACUCCGCUUGACGACUGCCCUCAGUCGGACCACAGCAGCCCCCUCUCCUCCGCGCAGUCCCAUCCCAGCCAGUCUGUACGCUCCGUCAGCAGCCCGGCUGUCUCCAUCCUGGAGAGCGGCUACACACAGAUAAGCCCAGACCACAGCGCCAUAUCGGUGCCCUCGCUCCACAAUAUGGAGACCAGCCCCAUGAUGGACGUGCCAUCGGUGUCAGAUCACUCACAGCAGGUUGUGGACAGCGGAUUCAGCGACCUAGGGAGUAUUGAGAGCACCACGGAGAAUUACGAGAAUCCCAGCAGCUAUGACUCCACCAUGGGGGGCAGCAUCUGUGGCACGGGCCCCUCCCAGAACAGCUGCUCGUACGGCACCAUCCCCCCUAGCAGCUGCGCCGUGAGCCAGCAAAUGGCAGCCGUCAACCCUGGUGGCUGCGGGAUGAUUCAGCAGAAUAGCCUGAGCUCGCCACCACACUGCGGCGUCAAGUCGCCACAGGGCUGCGUGGUGGUGGAGAGGCCCCCCAGUAACUCCCAGCACAACCAGCACAGCCAACACAGCCAGCGCAGCCAACACAGUCAACACAGCAGGCAUGGCCCGCCACACAAUCAGCACAGCCAACACAAUCAGCACGCCCCACACAAUCAGCUCAGUCAACACAGCCAGCACAGCCACCACCACAAUCACCACCCGCAGCACAAUCAGCUCAGCCAGCACAAUCAGCACACUCAGCACGCCCUCCACAGCCAGCAACAGCCUCCCAUGGCCCAGUGCUCCAUCCCUCCCAACUUCACCACCACCAUGCAGCUGGCGGACAUCCCCGAGUCUGGCAACCCCAACUUUGCCCUCUAUGAGAGAAUCAACCCUCAGGGGGAGUACGGCAGCGGGCAUUACCCCCAGUCGUCGGGCCUCAGCCUAGCCAAGCUGCAGCAGUUCACCAACACGUUCAUCGACCACCCGCACUCCAAUCCGUUCAACCACGCAGCCCCACACCCCAUCACGUCGUACGCAAACAAUCCUUCGCUGUCAUCGCAGCACUCCAGCUUGGUGUCCUUACCCCAGAAUCCUCACAGAGUCCCCAACCCGCAGGUGCAGGCCACCAUGACCCCGCCCCCAAAUCUGAGCUCCCCAUCAUCCAUGAUGCUGCAGCCCAACAUGGGCAUCUCUCGCUCGCAGCGCGUGCCCCACCUGCCCCACAUGCCAUCGAAGAGCCACGUCUCGGCGCGCUCCAAGUCGGCGCCGCUGUCCCACAACCACCAGCAGCAGAUGUAUGCCCGACCGCCGCAGGCCGUCGCCAUGCAGGCGCCGUCCAGGACCCUGGCCGCCAUGCCGCGCAUGAACAUGAGCAUGAACAUUAUGCCAGCACCGGGCUACAAUGUCAAUUCAAUGAACAUGCCCUCCCUCAACGCCAUGAACGGCUAUGGCAUGAGCCAGCCCAUGAUGAACAGUGGCUACCCUGGCAACCACGCCUAUAUGAACCAGUCACCCCAGUACUCUAUGCAGAUGGGCAUGAUGGGAACGCAGCCAUACCCCCAGCAGUCCAUGCAGGCUCCGCCACAUGGCAACAUGGUGUACCCUCCAGCUGGUCACCAUGGUUACAUGAACACGGGCAUGUCCAAACAGUCCCUGAAAGGUCCCUUAAUCAGGCGGUAACUCUCCGCAGGACAGAGCUGCUUCUUCUCCUGUGCAUUUGGCUGUUUUUAAAGAUGCACUGAUUAGGCCUUGCUUUCUUCUUCUUCUUUUUUUGUUUUUGGUGUCUUUUUGUUUUCGUUUUUCUUAUGUUUGUUACUUAAAAAAAACCAGCAGCAGCACUUGUAAAGAAUGCAAAAACUUUCAUCCGUGAGGUAACUUUUAAAGCUAACAUUAAAAAGUAUUUUUGUUCCUCCAGAUGGGAAGCCUUACAUCAUUAAGAUGAAAAUCUAUUUAAUUAGUGUUAGUGUCUCUGAUGUGUCUUUAGGCCAGGCGGGUUCGGAGCUCAGUCGUAGAAGUUUCAUCAGUGUAGCAGCCUCAAAUGAAGCCAUUUAAUGCGCCUGCUGCAAGUGGAAAUAGUGGCUGUUCAGUGUACCUGUCUAACAGUGCUGACAAUUAGUUUGUACUAUACUCAUGCCUUUGUAUAUUUAAAUUAUUGUACUUAUUUUGUAAAGUGAUAAAACGCAUGCUUCAGUCUCUGUUAGUGACAGUGCAUUGAGUAGUACUGUACAAGUGUUGUGCUUAAUAGCAAGCCAUUUAAAAAAAUAUAUGGCCUUUAUUAGGUUUCCCUUCACAGGGAGAAAGAUGAAACUAUAUUUUAUUAAAUCUAAUAAUGUAAAAAAAUGUAAACUUUAGUCUUCUGUUUUUCUGUUUGGUUUGAGAGGUUUUAUUGCGAUGUAUGUAUAAUUUUGAAGCCUUUUGUAACAGAUCUCCUCAAGGCAGCUUUCUGUUUAAUAAAACAGACUGAUUUCUGUCAAAAAAUAACAAAGCAUAUCUCAGUGUUUGUACCCUGAAAAAGAAAAAAAAAAAAAUUCUAAAACAUUUCAAAGUGUCCCGAAGUGUGGCAGAAUUUAAAAAGAACUAAAUGAUUAUAAUGAUGAAAUAACAAUAAAGAUGAUAUAAAUUUAGUCCAAAGUUGAUAUUUUACAUAAUGCCUUUAAAGCUACGUUUUCAUUCCAUGUGUAGAUUUGUUUUCUAUCUUUAUAAAACAUUGGAUUUAUAUUUUACCGAAUUGUAGAAGAAUAGAGCCUGUGAAUAGACCAAACUAAGCUAAUGGAUUGCAUGUAAAACGCAACUUGUACUUGUGUUUUUGUUAAUAUUGCUCUUUUGUAGCCUUUGUACCUGUACAGAGUUGCUGGUAAGAACGGGGGGAAAUAUCUGGCUAUGUGCACUCAAAUCGAACAGAAUGACAUUCUUGUAUUUAUGACUUUUCUCCUUUUGUCAGUCACUUAAAAUGCUGUACAUUUUAGCAUAAGAAUAAAUUAUGAUUGACCAUGUA
Molecule: messenger RNA, 8253 nt
Organism: Xiphophorus maculatus (southern platyfish)
Lineage: Eukaryota; Metazoa; Chordata; Actinopteri; Cyprinodontiformes; Poeciliidae
Gene: kat6b
Product: lysine acetyltransferase 6B
Exons: 17
Coding region: 591-6938 (2115 amino acids)
Biological process (GO): nucleosome assembly; regulation of DNA-templated transcription
Cellular component (GO): MOZ/MORF histone acetyltransferase complex; nucleosome
Molecular function (GO): DNA binding; histone acetyltransferase activity
Source: RefSeq, a predicted model, not a curated record